AUGAAUCCACAAAUGGGCUACCCACGCCCUAUUAACAGGGUGGCUCCUCCACAGUUCUUAACACACUUCCAUGCAAUGGAGGAGAAUUGGCAAAUGACAGAAGAGCUCAUGGCAGAGAUUGAGCGAGCUGACUAUGCGCAGGCUCUGAGUCAGCAGCCGCCCGUGCCUGGAAUGUCUGGCGUCGCCUACGCCGGUGGCGCAGCGAGUGGCGCCGUGUAUGUACGCGAGGUGCCGUCACCUCUCAAAGACCCCGUCGGUGAUCGUGUCCGCGCGAACGAACGGUCUAGUCCAAAGGAUGCAGACGGUCAGGGGAGCGGCGGCAUGCAGCGCUCCCGCUCCAUCCGCGUUGUCGAACGCGAGAAGGAAAUCCAGCCGAGCGAUAGUGCUCGUGCACGCGAGCGUUCCCUUCCACAGCGUGCGCCCUCUCCUGAGCGCACUUCUCCACCUUACCACACGCCUACUGGCUCGUCAGGUGGUGAGAACUACGUCUCGUAUAAGCGGGACUCGUAUCAAUCUAAUGGGAGCUCUUCCCUUAGGCUUCCCAGUCCUCCGCCCACUGUGCGGAAAGCCAUUGUCGCCGACAAUGCUCGUGUGACGCCACCUGCGGUCAGCAAGUUUGCCAGCAACACUCCUCCCCUGCAGGCCAUGAAGACCCGAACUCCCGACAAGUCACUGCCUGUCCAAGAAGAGCCAGAAGACGAAAUCACAACCCCUAAGAACGGCGACAACUAUACUCACGGGAACGACUAUCAUGAGGAGGAGGAUGAUAAUGAUACUCUCAUUGAAAACGACCAUGAUUUCCCCAUCGACGAGUCGUACACCCCACGCUCACCCACUGCCAGCUUACCCGAACCAUAUACCGCCAGGCAAUACCCCGCGCAGUCCGCAAAUCAGCGCCUCUCGAGCCUCACAAAGCACCACCGCAAUGGCAGCACAGACAGACUUGGCCUCCGAAGCUUCGACGCAGCCGUCUUUGAAAAGCCUCCCAUCAGAUCCACUGAGGAGCGCCGUGAGUCGCCCGCACUUCCUGUGAGGCUGACGACUGAGCAGGUUGACUCUGUACCAGAGCAUAAUCUACAGCAACAACACAGCCACACGUUUUCUGAUACUCGUGGUGCGGAACAGCAGCAGCAGCAGAGCAACGGACGACCGCACCCGCUGCAACAUCAAGUCUACUCGGAUGAUCAGAAUCAUGAUGAUCCCGCAGCUGCCUAUAUAUCGCAUUACUUCCAGUCUCCUCGUCCAGUUGCGCCCAUACCGCCCACGCCUCAUAGCCAAACUGCUGCUCCAUCACCGUUGAUAUCUAGCAUGCAAAGUAUGCAAGCCAGCCCGGCACCUCCAGUGGGCUCGCCAUAUCCCUACCCAUUCUCUCACGUUCGGCGGAACAACGUCUAUUCUAGCUAUCCCAUCCACACUGCGCCUUCCUCCAACUACGACCCCAACCAUCCCUCGGUGAUCGAAGAGCAACUCGCUCUCCAGAUGCAGAUGUACGCCUUGAACAACCACGCAGCAUUAUCCGACUCCACGUUCUCGCCAUCGUCAACACCCUUCCCUGGACCUGGAUACAACCCAUGGGCAUUCCUGCAGGCAUCUCGUGCGUUCGGAGGAGGCGUGCGGCCACGUUUCGACUCCACUGCAACGAUGAGUAUCCAGUCGAGCCCGAGUCACCAACCAGUCAGCCUUCCGUUCCCGACUGGCAAAAUCAAGCGCCGUCAGGCAUCCGCGGAUCUACGAGUCCAGAGCACAAAGCGGAAGAUUAAGCCGCCGCCCCGUGUGGAAAGCACGCAGCCACGGGAUACGAGCCCAGAGCCGUACUCGUCUGGUGAGGAAACCGCUGGCGAGGAACACUUUGAGGUUACUGAGGAGGGGAACUGGGUGAAUGGGAUGAUGCCUGAUGAUGGUACUGAGUGGGUGGAUGAAGACGAGGAAGAAAAGGAUGACUUGUUAGACUUGGAGUAUCACCCGAACUAUGUCAACAACAUCGAAAAGAGACGCAGGAGGUGGGAUACGCGUUGGGAGGCUCUGCAUCAGGCGUUCCAAGCGCUUGAUUGUGAGACGGAUACGACGAUGGUCCUCCUUGCUGCACCCUCACAUUCUACAAAACUGCAUGCUUUGACAUCACGCUCGAUUCGUCGUGAAAUAGGGACACAGUCUCCGAGCAUGCACAACAUACGAAACUCUUUCCGAGGCAUUGCUGCUCGUCGACGAGCAUCCCGCGCCAAGGGUACAACGCUCGUUGAGAGGUUUCUCAACUCGACUUCUUCUUCUGGCGAUGGUUCAGACGGCAGUUCGGAAUCGCGGGAAGGCGACCUCAAGCGCGCGCUCGAGACUGCUCUUGGUAGUCUCGGUGCUCUUCGCUCAAUAUAUGACCACCGUGUUGCACGCUGGGAAGACGAGAUGGGGCGCAUCAGCGACGAGCGGGACCGCGUUGAAAUGCUGCUCCGCCAGACCCUAGGUGUUGGUUUGCAAAACGGUAAUGGCCUUCCUGAGGCGUAA
Suillus subalutaceus is the source of this 2496-nucleotide messenger RNA. RefSeq lists its product as uncharacterized. The coding region runs from base 1 to 2496 and encodes 831 amino acids. The transcript has 5 exons. Lineage: Eukaryota; Fungi; Basidiomycota; Agaricomycetes; Boletales; Suillaceae. The record is from RefSeq and is a predicted model, not a curated record.